This is a messenger RNA of Hansenula anomala, 612 nucleotides long. It is a transcript of the gene VID24, whose product is annotated as glucose-induced degradation complex subunit VID24. The annotation marks the transcript as partial. Gene Ontology annotation, cellular component: GID complex; extrinsic component of membrane. NCBI's taxonomy places the organism in Eukaryota, Fungi, Ascomycota, Saccharomycetes, Phaffomycetales, Wickerhamomycetaceae. The transcript has a single exon. The record is from RefSeq and is a predicted model, not a curated record. Gene Ontology annotation, biological process: negative regulation of gluconeogenesis; protein targeting to vacuole; protein catabolic process in the vacuole.
UCAUCAACUACAUUGACUGAUUUCUUCAUCAAAAACCAGAUCAAACCACAAACAACAUCAAUAUUAAGACCUGGUGCUAUAUUUGUUGGUUCUCAACAAUCAGGAAGAUCAACUUAUGAAGUUGAAGUGGAAUUGAAAUCAGUUGACUUGAGCAAAAGUUAUCUUUCAGGUUAUUUGAAAAUUCAAGGUCUAACUGAAUCACAUCCUGAAAUCAUUACAUUUUUUGAAAGUGAAAUCAUAUCUGAGAAUUAUUCAUUUUUCACAGAUAAUAAAGAUUGGGGAUCAACUGAUAAAAUCGAUAUUCAACAUUGGACAAAAUUUCAAAACUGGAGAAAUUCAUUACCUGUUAAGAAAAUCUUAGAUAAAAACUAUGUUCACAAGAAUUUUUUAAAACAUAAUCAUAUUUAUAUGAGAUGGAAAGAAAGAUUUCUGGUUCCUGAUGCGAAAGUUGAAAAUAUUGAUGGUGCUUCAUUCGCUGGAUUUUAUUAUAUUUCUUUUAAUCAAAAGACUGGUAAUAUUAGUGGAUUAUACUUCCAUAAAAGCUCGGAAAAAUUUCAACAAUUGGAGUUAUCUUAUGUCCCAUCUCUUGGAGUUGGUGGAAGCUAUCAAUUC